ACAGCAAACGUCGUUAACGACGGCACACAAGACGUUUGUAAGCGUUCGCAUCUGUUUACUUGGUUUUAGUACAGAAAUUAAAAUGUGUUUGUGUUUUUCCCAAGUCGUGAUUGAUUUGAACGAAGGAGAGAAAGAAGAAGAAGAAGAAGCAGUAGUAGCAGUAGCACAACCGUCAUACGAAUUGUCAAAGUUUUGUUGAUUUUUUCCGACGUUCGUUCGGGUGUUUCAAGACUUGCGCUUGCCAUUGAUGUUACUGUCAUAUACAGGCGCAAAAUUCCGUACAUGUAUUCCAGCACAUUGCAUGUGUGCUGGCCGCCAGACCUAGCUAGAAAAUUCCAUUCAUUUUGCGGCUAAAUAUAUGAGCCAAUCACAUCUUCCAUCCAACUCUGGACCAAUACAUGCAUUUUAAAUUUCAAGGAGUGUACAUCACUCGCAUUCACCUGGCUCAAAGCAAAGGGACGAGGAAAAAAAAACUGAAUAUUCCAUUUGUUAUAUAUUCAUAAUUUGCCCAUUGUGCUCGUGUUAUUUGUGUGCCAAAUUAAUUUUGUUUUGCUUAUCAAGAAGUUAAUAGUUUUAUUUUGUCAUUCCAUUGCGAAAAAAUAUCAACGAAUUUUUUUUUAUUGAAUUAAAUCUGUGCUUUGAAAAAGUCAUAUAGAAAUAUAACAACGAGAAUUACGUUGGAAAAAACAAUGAUUCACCUCGAAGCCACCUUUAAUCUCUCUAUAUUAUUGGCAUUAAUUUUGAUAAAGGGUACAAUAUAAUUGGAUUGAUAUCUGUUUGAAGCUGAUUUACCGCACCUGAUAUUAAUUCCAUUGGCCACGUUCUCAUACAUACGAACAACGGAUGAUCGAAAUUCUAAGCGAAUAUUGAAUAAUAUCAUAUCGCUCGCAAUUUUCGUUUUAUCACAUAUACCUACGUGAUUAAUACACAGAUAACAGAGAAUCAAAGUGUGAACCAUCGCUAAUUUGGAUCGAUAUACAGUUUGUCGUUUCAAUCAUUUUUCAUCAGUCUACUUUGAGCCUUCGUUGGUCAACGAUAAAAAAAUUAAAAUUCACACUAAACGACUUUUUUGUCGAGCGCAUUUAUCGUUUUGAGCCAAUUCAGUUCAGUUUUCUGUACCAUUUUUUACUCACUUUGACUGGUUGAAUUAACAUCAAAAAUCUAAAGUAAACAUGUUGUGGAUAUUUGUAUUAGCAUUUAUCAUGCCAAUUAGCCACGGCUCAAGCAUUUGUUGUGGUAACUUGGCUGAAGUCAAAUGGGCACAUGCAGUCAAUUCACAUGACGAACUUCAACAGGCUCUCACUAAUGACAAAGUUCAAAUGAUCGAAGCCGAUGUGGUUUUUGGAUAUCACGUACCCAAGCCUGAAACAACAAAACCAGACGAUAAUAAACCUGUGGGAGGUAAGCCAGAAGCAACUAAAGCAAAAGCAAAUGAAGGUGAUGGAAAACCAGCAUCACCAGCGGCUUCAGAAGGGUCAUCAGCCGGAUCCUCGACACCAGCCAAAAUUCCAAUCUUGGCACACCCACCAACGGACAAAUCUGAUUUAUCAUUGGAAGAAUUUCUGGAUGCAGUUGUUGCCUACAACAUGGACGCCCAAACGGCAAACAAAAGUGUGAAAGGUGUGAAACUUGAUUUCAAACAAAUCGAGGCCCUGAAAUCGGCAGUGCAAUCAUGGAAACCAAAAGACUUGAAACAUCUCUGGAUCAACGCGGAUAUCAUUACCGGUCCAGGCAAAGCGGCUGGCGAUGAAGUCAAUGCAAAGGAAUUCUUCGGUGCUGUCCUUGACGCAAAAGAAAACCUUGUCAACAAAACUCUCUCAAUUGGAUGGACCACUGAAUUGGGUAAAGACAAAAUCAGCUACAAUCAAACCUAUGUUGAUGCCAUGAAAAAAGCCAUCAAAGAAAGCGAAAUUCCAGUCGGUUAUCCAAUUACAUUCCCAGUUCGUGCCGCCAUCGCUGCCGAAAGCAAAGAUUCAUUGAAGAACUUGUUCGAUGAAGUCAGCAAGGAUAAACGUAAAGUCACCUUCACCAUCUGGUCGGGCAAAAACGAUACCGAUUUAGUUGAUAAGGAUAAAUUGCAAGACUUCAUCAAUACAUUCACUGUCAAAAAGGUGUAUGUUGACGUACCAGAAGAUUUGGAAUCGAAAUUGAAUUUGAAAAGUGGUGCGGCCACUUUUAUUAAAUUCGGUCUAUUCAAUUUGGUCGCUAUCGCUUUUGCUAUGUUCUUUAGAAAUGGCCUCUAUUAAAAUGUAGCAUAGUAUCAUCAGCGGUCUCUUCAUUGAGCCAAACAAUUCUAAGGAAUUUUUGAAAAUUUCAAAGAUAAAAAAAAAACGAAAAAAUUUAGAAGAAAAAAAAAGGUUCAAUUAUUGAAUUUAAGUUGGCACACAAAAACCAUUUUUAAAAUAAAGAGAAACAAUUCACAUAGAAAGUCUAUAGAUAGCAGUUAGUGCACUAAUCAAAAUAUACACACAUACACGAUUUUAGAAUGUUGUUGACAUAUUUAGUCGUAAAUGAAAAAUAAAAAUAAAAAAAAAGAAAAAAAAUUCAAAGAGAUGUCCUAAAAUGUGCCAUUCCUACUAGUACAAGAUUUUACCUCAACGAUAAAUUUUUAGAGUUAACAUGUUUUCACUUGUAGACCAGCAUUUAAUGAAAAAAAAGUAAUGAAUAAAUAAAAUGGAAUUCAAUCAAUUGAAA
Messenger RNA from Sitodiplosis mosellana (orange wheat blossom midge), 2694 nucleotides. Its product is annotated as protein FAM151B-like. The transcript is spliced from 4 exons. Bases 1173 to 2246 code for a protein of 357 amino acids. NCBI's taxonomy places the organism in Eukaryota, Metazoa, Arthropoda, Insecta, Diptera, Cecidomyiidae. The record is from RefSeq and is a predicted model, not a curated record.